CACAAUGACUGGAAGUAAAUGAUAAGAAAAAAACGUGUUAUUACAUUAUCUGCGUGUGUUUGUGUCUUAAUCUCUUCUGUUCGAAAACGGAUCUUCGUUUUCAUCAGAUCAUCCUUCUUUCUCCCUUCUCCACCAUUCUUACGUUGCUCUCAGAGAUUUCGGAUCGUAUUCAUGGACGGCGAAGAUUUUGCCAGAAAGGCGGCUGCAGAAGCCAGAGGAUUGAACCCGGGACUAAUCGUUCUGCUUGUUAUUGGAGGUCCGCUUGUUUUGUUCCUUGUUGCCAACAUCGUGCUCUACGUGCAUGCACAGAAGAACCUACCUCCAAAGAAGAAGAAGCCAAUUUCUAAAAAGAAGCUCAAGCGGGAGAAGCUGAAGCAAGGAGUCUCGGUGCCUGGAGAAUAAAGCCCACCUUAGCUUCACUUAUGCCUUGUCUAAAGCUGGAUAAAAGGUUUAUAAUCGCUCAUCAAAUUUUACCCUUUGUGGGUUUUCUUUUUCUUUUACUUCUUGUUAUGAGGAUUUGUCUUGAGUUCUGUAUGAUUUCACUUGGAGGCUAAGUAGAGUUUUUCCUGCACAUACGCCUGAUUGCAGCUAUAGUGGCUCUCUCAUCCUCGUUGCAACAGUUUCUCAGCUUCAAUCUUAUACUAUUUGAUGUUUGGUUUCCUUGUUGGUCGUCAUUAACCUUGCUGUGUAAACUAAUUCAGUCUUUGCCAAACUGAAUAGCAUAUGAGAAAAAUAUUUUUGAUGUUUGCGUAUGCUACAAUAAUAAAUAGAUCAAUCAGUAACAUUCUCACUAAAAGUAUGAUGUUAUGAAUUUGUAUAUUCAGAGAAUCAAGACGCCAGGAGAGUCGACCUUUGUUUAUUACUCCUUAAAAUAUAUCAAUUCAUCACACCAUCAUGCUCACGAUAUUCCAAUCAUUUACUAUCAAUUAUCUAUGAGACUUUCAUUCCCAUAUUUUUCAUGUAAUAAGCCUAGAGCCUCUCCCAGUUUUGUUGUAGAAGUAUGAACAAAGAGUUGUGACAUUUUAAGAGUCUAGGUCAACAGAGCGUUCUCGAAAACGUAAGAGUCAAGGCUGUCGCAUUCCUCGUGGUAAAUGUCACUAUUUCGCAUUUAUUACAUAAGAGUUCCAUUGGAACUUGUAAAACUGCUUCAACUCCACACUGGAAAGUGGAAACCUUAAAAUUCACUUGUGCGGUGUGCCUAUAGAAAGUAUGUCACUUUGUCCCUUAAUAAAUCGGAGUUUGGUAUGACCUUGUUAGUAACAUUUAUUCUCAUUUUGACUUGAACAGGUUAACGUCUGAAACGGAGAUUGAGCAAUUUAUUCAUUUUGAUAUGGUGAGUACAAGAUACCUAAUCCUGUGCAUAGCUCUAUUUCUCUUUGCUUAGGAUAGAGGACAAGGAAUAUUGACCCAUUAUUGUUGCUAUGGUGCUUAUCAGGGUAAUGAAAUUGAUCUGAGUUCCCUACAUAAAAUGUCUAUGAAAUAUGCAGAAGCCAAGAAGCGUGCAGUGAAAGGUAUGUUACUUCAUAUGAACUGUUUUAUGAGCAGCUUUAUGGUAUCUCCUUAUUUGAAGCAUGUGUGAAAUGUGUAGUACUACCAUAUCAUGAUUCCUUAUGUUUAUAUCUCUUAUUUUUUUGUGUAAUUUUAAGGUGCAGGAGAAGUAGUGGAGACUGAGGACAUAAAUCACAUAGCUGAAGAGAAAGAGCUGAUGUCAGAUAGAGUGGAGAAACUGAAAGAGGAAUGCGAUUUGCAAAAACUUUCAUUUUAUG
Brassica rapa (field mustard) is the source of this 1766-nucleotide messenger RNA. Its product is annotated as DNA-binding protein S1FA1-like. Gene Ontology annotation, cellular component: nucleus. NCBI's taxonomy places the organism in Eukaryota, Viridiplantae, Streptophyta, Magnoliopsida, Brassicales, Brassicaceae. Gene Ontology annotation, biological process: regulation of DNA-templated transcription. Gene Ontology annotation, molecular function: DNA binding. The record is from RefSeq and is a predicted model, not a curated record.